Messenger RNA from Hymenoscyphus albidus, 2461 nucleotides. The record is from the annotation of a GenBank genome assembly. NCBI's taxonomy places the organism in Eukaryota, Fungi, Ascomycota, Leotiomycetes, Helotiales, Helotiaceae.
AUGGCGCCUGCUAGUCAGGGACAUUUGACUUCCAUCACAACAUGUGCACUGUGUUUAUCUGAACCGACUUGUUCUGGACCGACCUGUCGCCAAACCCAACGUUCAAUGGCGAACUGCUACUUCAGCCCCUGCGAGUCUUUGAUACGAGCUGCAAAACACGUUGAAGGCGCUGGAGGAGAGGAACAUACAUUUAAGAAGACAAGAGUCAAAAUAUACGAGUAAGUGAUUGUCUAUCUGCUUCCUUUAGUAGAGGCGUUAUUCUUCUCUUCUUAUUUUGAUUGCCUUGUCGUUGUUGGUACCACAACACAACACAUAUGAUGAAAACUACAGCGACUACACGAAAUCAGAAGAGACAAGAAGAAACCUGGAUGCCAACCACCACAAGCUGGAAAGAAGCUUGCAAGCAAACGUUGUUUGUCGUUGGGAGGCUUUCAGAACUACAAACGUUUAUCAGUUUGCUUUAUUUAUCCUCUGGAUGAUAGUAUCUUUAAGAUACUUAUGCUCCAUAGUGCAACGAAAUUUCUGUACCAGUAGCAAAGGGGGCAAACCCCUGAUUUAAUAAGAAAUUCACUGACCACAUCUUGCAGAAAUUUAAUUGGCCAUUUGGCAGCAGCUGGUCUUGAUCAGCUUCACUUUUGCCAGUACUUCUGGAGGGACGAAGUACCAGUUCAGAACACUGGUAAUAAAAGCUUUUCAAUUUUGAAUCUUGCCUCUAUUUCUGUUUCUGUUUAUACUUCAUCGCUUCACCAGAAUCCUUGGGAACUGGGGUAUUGGGAAACAACAAGGUUCAGGGUUAGAGACGUGUGUACUUGUGCAGGUUGCAGCGAAGACACUUCACUCUCUUUGUGAAACUUCUCUCCAACCUUCAUCUCUACCACUUGCAGACAGCAACAAGAAACACAACUCUAAGGACCAGCUUGAUAAAUCGCUACAGCGACGUUCCUAACUGCCAUUGAACAACCAGCUCGGUGGAUAACUCUAAUCGUCUCUCCAACAACAUACGAGAAAGCUUAGAACCUGCAAUUCGCUUUUGCCUCCAACUGGAGUAGUCAGUUCUGUGUUCUCAAAGGCCCUGAAGUCAGUCUUGCCCUAAGGACGACGUACUAUCUCUCUGAUAUUUCUCAACAAAACUUUUUUCAGCACUCCAUAUCCAUCUAAUCCAUUGUGGAUGGGUUGACGUGCGGGAUUUGGCGGAGGCACUACUACAACCCAGAACAUUGACAAGUCUUCUAUUCACAAGCACUCAAGCCAAGGCUUACUAGAGAUAACUUUUGGGAUCCCAUCAACUAAUUCUGACAAUUAGAAAUGAUUGCUUCAGUCAUGGCUGAGAAUUCUGCCAUAGAUUACCAAUCCUGGCGGAAUGGGAACAGAAAACUGGUGGAUGAUUGGUACAAGGUGCGUUUUAGAACCUCAGUAACCUUUGAAUGCCUUAACCUUUUCGCUAAUCUGAUCUAGCGAUAUUCUAAGCGGCCGAAGAAAAUACCAAAAAGUACUUAUCGUAAACCUCGGGAAGUGGUCAGUUCAGUGGAAGGCAGAUGCUCCAGUUCUCAAUUCGGUCUUGCAACACUUCGUCUAGGGAAGGUCAAUACUCCAAGUCCUGAUAAAGGUCUUGCAACACUUCCUCUAGAGAUGGUCAACAUUUCAAGUCAACACUGGGAUCUUGCAUCUCCUGCUGCUGAACUUGAUCACGACCCGAGGUUUUCGACUAAGUAUUUUGAGGUACGCGAAGCGAAGGGCGCCGGACUGGGUGCUUUUGCUAUCAAGGACAUAAAAAAAGGAGAGGUCGUUAUGACCGAGAAACCUCUUUUUCUGGCAACGGACGCAACAUUUUGGGAAAAGUACCAGGGGUUGACGGGGGAGCAACGAGAUACUUACCGGAGCUUGCACGCCUGGUCUAAAGCUGGCGUUACUUGGGAGAACAUAGCACAAAGUAUCUUUUGGACCAACAGGUACGUAUUCGCUCCCGUUACUUUAUAGAGAUCCUGCUGACCGUUUCGAAGAUUCCGAACGUACUCCGAGCCAGGCGAAACUGGUAUCUUCGUCAAGUCAUCGCGGUUCAACCACCAAUGCCACCCCCACGCUAACUGCUCGUACUUCUUCUACAAGGACAAAAACCUCUUGGUGUUCACGGUUUUGAAGGAUAUCAGGGAAGGAGAAGAGAUCACUAUCUCUUACUCUGACAAGCCACAAGAUUUCCCCUAUCAGUACGGAUUCACUUGCAACUGCCCCAGGUGCUUGAAGACUGGCAGACGUUGAGUAUUGAGCAUUGAGGGGUACGGGAACGGGAGUGACGGAAAGGACGGGAAGGCAGCGGGAUGAGGGGAGUGGUUGGAUCGAUUAUUUCUUCAUGUUCGUCGCCACGGUUUCUGACCGGUCUAUUCAGGAUUAUUAGGGUCUUUCCGAAACCCCUGUUUGGUGUCCGCGAUGGACCGUAGCGGCAAGGCAGAAUUCUCGUAUCCGG